Mercenaria mercenaria is the source of this 2070-nucleotide messenger RNA. RefSeq lists its product as uncharacterized. The coding region runs from base 1 to 1860 and encodes 619 amino acids. The record is from RefSeq and is a predicted model, not a curated record. Lineage: Eukaryota; Metazoa; Mollusca; Bivalvia; Venerida; Veneridae. Gene Ontology annotation, molecular function: protein binding. Gene Ontology annotation, biological process: signal transduction. The transcript has 2 exons.
AUGUGGGACUUUGGUGGCCAGUACAUCUUUUAUGCAACGCAUACUUUGUUUCACAGCAGAAAGGCUUUGUAUCUUCUUGUAGUUGAUUUAUCAUCCCCUCUUGAUAAAAUUGUCAUUGAUAAUGAAUUUCCCGCCGAAAGCGGCGAAAAAAACAUGGAAUAUUUCAUAAAGUUUUGGAUUGAAUCAAUUCAUGCUUUUGUUGGACCUGGACCUCCAGUUAUUCUUGUCGGGACACAUAAAGAUAAAAUUCAAGGCACUGAGGAGGCGAAACAACAGUACUUCGACCAGAUAAGAAGAAUUUUCGAGGACACAGACAUGAUUGACCAUAUUCGACCUGAAGACUUUGCUGUUGAUAAUCACGAUUUUUAUGACACUGAGAUACCAAAUCUUCUUCAGUAUCUUAUACAGAAAGGCAGUGAACUGGUGCAAACUCUAGAAAUCCCUGCUCGGUGGAUACAACUCGAAAAGGCAUUAAACCAACACAGGCACAAAAAUGUUAUCACUUUCCAGGACAUUAUGAAAAUUGAUGCCGAUAAUGAGUAUCCCUUGAAAGAAGAACAACAAGUGAAGCUUUUUCUGCAAUAUCAUCACGAGAAAGGAACAUUAUUCUAUUUUGACGAAGAACCGAUGUCAGAGCAUGUCGUCCUAGAUCCUGGCUUUCUGGUAGAUGCGUUCAAAUGUAUCAUCACACCCGAGCGAUUUCGCCUGAACGACAUUUCCAUACGUCCUUUCUGGUGUAGCCUGAAAAAAGAAGCUAAGCUGUCUGAUGAGUUGAUAAACAAGGUUUGGAGUCAUUAUAACGAAGACUUCAUGAAACACAAGAUGGUCCUACUAGGUUAUCUCAAGAAGCAUUUCAUAAUAUCACAGGUAGUAGAAUAUGACAUGACAAGAGGAACUUAUAAAGAGCAAGACUGGUACAUUGUUCCAAGUCUUCUUAAAGACAAUUGUAAAAUGAAAGUAAUGGAAGAUUUUCUUACAGAAAAGCCGCGAACAAUGGUUCGAUAUUUUAUGCAUUUUGAACAGACAUCAAUUGUACAAAUGCUUUUCCACAGACUGAUAAGUGCGGCACUUGGAAAAUGGGCAAUCCUAAAGUUUGACAACAAACAGAUGUUGUUUAAAGAUCUUGCUGUUUUUAAACUCCGAGAAAGUCUUGCAGGCAUAGUAGAACUGAGAUAUUCUGGUAUAGAAUUACGGGUAGUGAGUCUGUGUAAAACCACGAUUGGUAGUCAAGUACCUGAUGGAUUUAGGCGUUUCAUUGAAGCCAUUGUUACUCAUGAAUUCAGAAAAUUAAAAUCACAGAUGGGUGACAAUGCCAAACCGUUUUCGCAAAAAUACAGGUGCAACCAUAAAAUACACGACCUACAUGGUAGCCAUGAAAUAAUGGACAUUUGUCUCCUACAAGAGAAAAUCUCCGUGUUCUGUCCAGAUAAUUAUACCCACAAGGAAGCUAGUGGUAGUGAAGCAAAGGCAGAAUGGUUUCAAGACGAAAGUAUUGCAAUUGUAUAUCCCAAAAAGAACUUGACUGAGAAACAUCUUAGUCAACUGGCUCAAGCAGCAAUUGGUAAAGGCUGGCAAUUGUUAGGAACAGAACUUGGCAUAAAUCAAGUCGAAAUAGACCAUAUCACGGAAGAGAAUUCUCAGGUUGCCAUGAUGAUAUUUCAAAUGCUCCUAAAAUGGAAAGCAAAUUCCGAAGACAAUGCGACAUUAGACGUUCUAGUUGACUCAGUUAAAAAAUGUCCAUCGGUUACAGUUGAAUGGGAUGAACUUCGAAACAUCAAAGACGAACACACUGGAAUAUUGAUGAACGAGCAUUCAGUGUUUAGUCAACCUUUACAGGACCUUGCUGUCAAAAAAAAAUGAUAAUAUGUUCUUGGAAUGUAAGAUUUCAAAACCAGAUGUUCAAGUAAUAUGGCUAAAAGAUAAUGAAGAAAUUUACACAGAGGUGCGUCGAAGGAAGUGCGUGGAAAAACAUGUACACCGAUUGAUUGUUGAAGAUGUUACCAACACAGAUACCGGUGUAUACAAAUGUGUCUUUGAAGACUCUUGUACAACAUGUACUGUCACAGUCGA